Molecule: messenger RNA, 1934 nt
Organism: Sipha flava (yellow sugarcane aphid)
Lineage: Eukaryota; Metazoa; Arthropoda; Insecta; Hemiptera; Aphididae
Exons: 3
Coding region: 743-1639 (298 amino acids)
Source: RefSeq, a predicted model, not a curated record
GUCUAGUAACAAAUUGACAUAAUUUCAAGUUAUCAUAUUUUUCGUGGCAAUAGUUUUAACUGUAAUAUGUGUCACGUUAUAAUAUAUUAUAUUAUUGGCUAAGUCCAAAAAUCAACAAAUUUCAUAUUCCAUAUUGUAGCUAUAGGUAACAUUAAAAACUAUGUUUACUUCGCUGGUUUUAUAAGCUAUUGAAUCACAACACGUUUUGAUGUCAAACAGUGAACGAAUAUACAUUUUCAGCUUUGUGUGUAAUUUUAUAUUUCGAAAGUAAACAAAAAUAAAUAAGUAAUGGCGACAUUAUUUAAUAUUAAAUGUAACAUAAUGGACCAUGAAAAUGUUAAACAACUGUUUUAUAGUCCAAAGAAAUGUUCGAUUUGCAAAAAAAGAAGUUUUUUUCGACUGAAAAAAAUGGUUAAGUGCAUUGGUAAGUAAAACAAUAUAAGACUAUAAAUUAAAUUAUUACAUUGUAAUUUAUUGUUUAUACAUAUGCAUUAGUAUCGAUACUCUUGAUAAUUUACAAGAUGGAUUUCUUAUUAAAAUAUAAAAUAAUCACUUAACAGCUUGCAAAAGCAUAAUCCAUAAAAAGUGUUGGGUGGCGGAAAGUCGGUCUGUAAACCGAUCGGUAUACGAAGUGGCGGUAACUCACCACAGCGUUUCUACCACUGAUACUGAAACGGUGACGAUACAAUUCAUUCCAUCUUCCGAGAAGGACGUGCCAGAGAAGGACGUGCCGGAAAAGGACAUGCUGGAGAAGGACGUGCUGGAGAAGGCAAUCAACCAAGACGUCCAAUUGCAGGGUAUCACAGCAGUGGUACCAGUCGAGAUCCUUCCUACUUUGACGACGUGGCUCUAUAUGUGGCUGAUGCCGAGGGAGGUCCUGCGGUUUCUAAUCACUUCCUCAUGGGAAAUGGAGUAUAAACAAGAAUCGUUGCUGACCGCAUUCAGAUUCGUGGGUAUAUUUCCGUACGUGGUUAAGGACGCGGUAGCAAAGGCAAGGACGACGUUGAACGGACCCGGCGGUGUGGUAGUGGUCGGUCCUUUCGCGGUGACCCGCCGUCUUAUCUGGACCUGGUCCAUGACCGUCAACGACAAUAUCUCGCAGGUGUGCCUCGAAGUGACCUACGAUCCGGCCAUCGGUCUGGUUGUACGCGUCACAUUCCAGUGCAUCUUCUGGCAGAUGACUCCGGAAAAGAAACCAACAUUAGAGAUGUGGGAAUUGAUCCCAUCAAAUUCAACAGCGGAUUGCACACUAGAGACGUUGUGGGACUGGGUCGAGCCCGAAACCGUUAUCUUAUCAUGGCAAAUGGUGCAGGAAAGCCCGGACCAUGGUACACUCAUUCAAGUGAACGUCCUCGCAAAUCCAUCGUGGACGCGAAUCACCGCAUUUGAUUGCAUUAAAAUUAUAUUGAAGAACAAUAAUAAUUACAAACCGAAGAGUAAAAAACAACACCGAACCGUCGUCAAUAGGUCAAAAGUUGAACAACCUGUCUCUUAUUCUGUAGAAAGCAAGUUAACCAAAUUAGAUUAUUUAAAACUUAGCGAACCAUGGGUAUAUAAAAGAACCAGACGGAAUGAUUGUAAUCGGAUUGUGUAUUCAUUGAUCAUAACCAAUUCAAAAUUCCAAGGCCUCAUUAUUUAAUUUUUUAGUUUUUUUUUUUUUUUUUUGAUCUCUUUACAUGUUUAUACACUUUAUUGAAUGUUAAUCUAUUAUUUUCGAUUAUAACUCGGUUAUAUUGUUUAAUUGUUCAAAUAAACGAUUUUUUUUUUUUUUUUAUAAAUACAGUAUGUAAAUGCUAAUUGAGAACACUCAAUAUUUUUGUGUUGAGACCAGGGACAGGAACCGAACCGAAAAGAACCGAUUCUGGAACCGGAACCUUUUAAAUAAUAGGAACCGAUACCGGAACCAAACCGGAAUUUUUAAAUUAUAAAAGUUC